CUUCUUCAGCAGCUUCUUCUGCUUUCAAUCACUCGCCGACGAUUUUCUCACCGGAAAAAUUAAUCAUUGCGGAUACACAAACUAUAAUGGACCUUCUCUUGUUGGAGAAGUCUUUAAUCGCCGUCUUCGUGGCGGUGGUUCUCGCCACGGUGAUUUCUAAGCUCCGCGGCAAGAAAUUGAAGCUACCUCCAGGUCCUAUGCCGGUUCCGAUCUUCGGAAACUGGCUUCAAGUCGGAGAUGAUCUUAACCACCGUAAUCUCGUCGAUUACGCUAAAAAAUUCGGCGAUCUCUUCCUCCUCAGGAUGGGUCAGCGUAACCUAGUCGUCGUCUCUUCACCGGAUCUAACCAAGGAAGUGCUCCACACACAAGGCGUUGAGUUUGGAUCUAGAACGAGAAACGUCGUGUUCGACAUUUUCACCGGGAAAGGUCAAGAUAUGGUUUUCACUGUUUACGGAGAGCAUUGGAGGAAGAUGAGAAGGAUCAUGACGGUUCCGUUCUUCACCAACAAAGUUGUUCAACAGAAUCGUGAAGGUUGGGAAUUUGAAGCUGCGAGUGUUGUUGAAGAUGUGAAGAAGAAUCCAGAUUCUGCUACUAAAGGAAUCGUGUUGAGGAAACGUUUGCAAUUGAUGAUGUAUAACAAUAUGUUCCGUAUCAUGUUCGAUAGAAGAUUUGAGAGUGAGGACGAUCCUCUUUUCCUUAGGCUUAAGGCUUUGAAUGGUGAGAGAAGUCGAUUAGCUCAGAGCUUUGAGUACAACUAUGGAGAUUUCAUUCCUAUCCUUAGACCAUUCCUUAGAGGUUAUUUGAAGAUUUGUCAAGAUGUGAAGGAUCGAAGAAUCGCUCUUUUCAAGAAGUACUUCGUUGAUGAGAGGAAGCAAAUUGCGAGUUCUAAGCCUACAGGUAGUGAAGGAUUGAAAUGUGCCAUUGAUCAUAUCCUUGAAGCUGAACAGAAGGGAGAAAUCAAUGAGGACAACGUUCUUUACAUCGUCGAGAACAUCAACGUCGCUGCGAUUGAGACAACAUUGUGGUCAAUCGAAUGGGGAAUUGCGGAGCUAGUGAACCAUCCUGAAAUCCAGAGUAAGCUAAGGAAUGAAAUCGACACGGUUCUUGGACCUGGUGUGCAAGUGACUGAGCCUGAGCUUCACAAGCUUCCAUACCUUCAAGCAGUGAUCAAGGAGACACUUCGUCUAAGAAUGGCGAUUCCUCUCCUCGUGCCUCACAUGAACCUCCACGACGCCAAGCUCGCUGGCUACGAUAUCCCAGCAGAAAGCAAAAUCCUUGUCAAUGCUUGGUGGCUAGCAAACAAUCCCAACAGCUGGAAGAAACCUGAAGAGUUUAGACCAGAGAGGUUCUUUGAAGAAGAAGCGCACGUGGAAGCGAAUGGUAAUGACUUCAGGUUUGUGCCGUUUGGUGUUGGACGUAGAAGCUGUCCCGGGAUUAUAUUAGCAUUGCCCAUUUUGGGAAUCACCAUUGGUAGGAUGGUCCAAAACUUCGAGCUGCUUCCUCCUCCAGGACAGUCUAAAGUGGAUACUAGUGAGAAAGGUGGACAAUUCAGCUUGCACAUCCUUAACCACUCCACAAUCGUUAUGAAACCAAGGAACUUUUAAAUUUUCUGCAAAAAGAACAAAGAACAAAAUGACUUUAUAUAAUGAUGUUUGUGAAAUCUGUUGAAUAUUCCCAUGUUUUGCUUUUGUGAGAUGUUUUGUGUAAAAUGUCUUUAAAUGGCUCGUUCUAUCGAUUGCAAUAAUUAGUGGUGCCCAUUGUUUUGAAUGGACAUUGAUGUUAUAUCA
Arabidopsis lyrata subsp. lyrata is the source of this 1787-nucleotide messenger RNA. Its product is annotated as trans-cinnamate 4-monooxygenase. NCBI's taxonomy places the organism in Eukaryota, Viridiplantae, Streptophyta, Magnoliopsida, Brassicales, Brassicaceae. The transcript has 3 exons. Bases 87 to 1604 code for a protein of 505 amino acids. The record is from RefSeq and is a predicted model, not a curated record. Gene Ontology annotation, molecular function: trans-cinnamate 4-monooxygenase activity; iron ion binding; heme binding. Gene Ontology annotation, biological process: lignin metabolic process.